AUGCAGGUGAAAGAUAUGAUGGAUCUUGAAUCAGUGCACAUGGAAUAUCUUGCUGAUUCAUUAUGCAUAUGUUUUCUUUCUGAUGAAACAAAGGCAGUUGGCAGCAUUAUUGAGAGCAUUCUGCAAUGUGCGCUCGAUUUCCGGUCUUGUAUUACAGUCGGUGCUUGGGAUUCUGGAAAUGAUCCAGAAGAUUUAUUAGGCAAACCUUCUAGAAUUAAUAUAUCCCAGGUGCUUUCUAUAAAGCAGAAGUUUGAUAGAAGUCUAAAAGAACUGCACAUAUGCUAUAUCAAGGGACCUAAACAUGGGAAAGUUGGGCUUUCUCGUUUCUGGGAUUAUCUCAACUAUAAUGAAUAUUAUUCAAAUUCAAAUGUCAGCAACGAAAUGGGGUACUAUGUUGUCUGA
Molecule: messenger RNA, 402 nt
Organism: Sphenostylis stenocarpa
Lineage: Eukaryota; Viridiplantae; Streptophyta; Magnoliopsida; Fabales; Fabaceae
Source: the annotation of a GenBank genome assembly